Messenger RNA from Anthostomella pinea, 1920 nucleotides. NCBI's taxonomy places the organism in Eukaryota, Fungi, Ascomycota, Sordariomycetes, Xylariales, Xylariaceae. The record is from the annotation of a GenBank genome assembly.
AUGCCGCCAAAAUCACAGCCGGCGCGACGUCAGACCUCGUCGCAAAACGAGCAUGUCUACGCGCUGGGUAAAGCUGGAAGGAGAACGGGUGUCACCGUACCCGAGAACGAUAAACGCGACGAGCAUGGCUUCGAGGACAUGAGCCAACUGUUCUCUUCACCCGUGAAGGAGACAAAUGGCGACGCUGCCACCUCAGACGGAGAGGACAUGGAGAUAGACGAUGGCUCCGAGAUGGGUCCGGCUACAACCCGAAAGCUUCAGCGUCAAGGCCAAGGUCGACCGUCCAUACCACGUGCUCGAUCGCCAAUCAAGACACAUCUACAAUCUCCCGCAAGACAAAACCCACACCUGGUGCCGGGAUCUUCACCUGUCCGCGGUUCUAUCGUCACCUCGCGCGACCGCAGUCCGAAGCAGGGCGUCGCCCGCAAAUUGAACUUCUCAAUGAGCCAGAAUUUGACCAAUGGCCACUCCAAGGCGAACGCCACGAAAAAAAGCAACGGAAAGCUCCCAAACGGUCAUGCCCCUUCUGACGAUUCCGAAGAAGAGGCCAGUCUACACGGCGAGUCAGAGCUGCCAGAACUGGAAGACGUCGAAGAUGACGAUGAGGAGCCUCUCGACAUGUUGGACGCCGCCGGUGAGGAUGGAGGGGCUGUGGAAGACGACGAGCCUGAGCAGCAACAGGAAGAGGACGAGGACCAGGACGUAUCACCCAUAGUACAGCAUGCCAAGGAACCGAAACGUAGAGGUCGCAAACCCAAAGCAGCUGCUCCGGUUGAAGAUGCCGAACAGGAAGAAGUAUCGAUUGUCGAGGAUGUGUCUGCGCCUGCUGAGGAUACCCAAGAAGAGCCAGUUAAGAAAAGGCGAGGGCGCCCGAAGGCAUCGCCGAAGCAGGAAGUGGAAGAGCCAUCACCACCCAAGGAGCCAACGCCGCCCGCCAAAACAUCAAAGAAACGUGGAAGGCCUGCACGAACUUCUAUCGACAAUGCCGAAGUUGACGAAAACAAUCCCGAGUCGAGAGAGACAAAGCGCCCACGACCUGAGGAGAAAGCAGACAAGAACACCUUGUCGAAACCGACCGCGACAAAGGAAAAGGGCAAACCUGGUCGCAAACGAAAAUCUUCUGGUAUAGGUGUGGACUCACCCGUUGUGCGACAGGGUCCUCCUCUUCCAAGAGGUCCUGGACUUGUAACGAUGCGACGCGAAGGACCAGGCGAUAUGAGGACCACACGCUCCGGUCGGGCCUCGUUUAAGCCACUGGAGUUCUGGAAAAACGAACAUGUACUGUAUGACGACGAGGAGGUCUACGAAGACAAAGGCGGGCGGGUUUUCAAGAUGGCGGCGGUCAAGGGUGUUGUACGUGCCGAGCCUGUCUACGAGAGAAAGCCCAAGCGACGCGGUCGACCGAAAGCCAAGGCGGGACGUCGGUCCCGUAGCUCAAUCAUACCGGAAGAAGAGGUCGAGCGUGAAGAGUGGGAAGAGGACCCAGGUCGUAUAGGAGGGGAGUGCAUCAUGUGGCAGCCGGGCUACGAGAACGAGCCGCCGCAGGAUGAAGACCAGGUUGACGUGGUCGAGGAAGAGCUCGCCAUUUCCAAGUACGCGAUCCAGUUGAAGGACAUCAAGGACGCCACUUUCAAAUUCGCGAAGACGCUCACGCUCCCGUUCUUUGGCGCUGGCAUAGUAGACCUGCCGCCCGGUGCCGAGAAGAGACCUAAGAAUUCCAGGAAGAUGCAGAUGGUCUUCUUCGUGCACACCGGGUGUGUCGAGGUUACGGUGGCCCAGACCACCUUUAAGAUUGCCGAGGGCGGCCAGUGGUUUGUCCCGAGAGGAAAUCACUAUAGCAUAGCGAACCUAUCCGACAAACCGGCACGCGUCUUCUUCUCGCAGGGAUGCGAAUUGACGCCCCAGAUGCAGCAAUCAUAG